Messenger RNA from Cajanus cajan (pigeon pea), 674 nucleotides. The record is from RefSeq and is a predicted model, not a curated record. NCBI's taxonomy places the organism in Eukaryota, Viridiplantae, Streptophyta, Magnoliopsida, Fabales, Fabaceae.
GAUUUCUUCUCUGCGGGGACAGAUUCCACAGCUGUGGCAACAGAUUGGGCUCUGGCAGAGCUUAUCAACAACCCUAGAGUGUUGCAAAAGGCCCGAGAGGAGGUGGAGAGUGUUGUGGGAAAAGAUAGACUUGUUGAUGAAGCUGAUAUUCAAAACCUUCCUUACAUCAGAGCCGUUGUGAAGGAGACAUUCCGCAUGCAUCCACCACUCCCUGUGGUCAAAAGAAAAUGCACAGAAGAGUGUGAGAUCAACGGCUAUGUGAUCCCAGAAGGAGCUUUGAUACUAUUCAAUGUUUGGGCUGUAGGAAGAGACCCCAAAUAUUGGGACAGACCAGCGGAAUUUCGCCCUGAAAGAUUUUUAGAAAAUGGUGGUGAAGGUGAUGUAGGACCUAUUGAUCUUAGGGGUCAACAUUUUCAGCUUCUCCCAUUUGGGUCAGGUAGGAGAAUGUGCCCUGGAGUGAAUUUGGCUACUUCAGGAAUGGCAACGUUCCUUGCAUCUGUUAUCCAAUGCUUUGACCUGCAAGUGGUUGGUCCAAACGGACAAAUAUUGAAAGGUAAUGACGCCAAAGUAAGCAUGGAAGAGAGACCUGGCCUCACCGUUCCAAGGGAACAUCAUCUCCUUUGUGUUCCACAUGCAAGAACAAGUGUCGCUGCUAAACUCCUUUCCUCAUAAGA